AUGGCUAGGCGCCAAGCUGUUUUGAAUCAAUCUGUUCUUGCAAAGAGCAUCAAAGCACCACCAUGCGACUGCCGGCGCAGGCCCGACGAAUCAGUUCUGCGACGUAAUCGUGCCUUUGUGCAUUUGGUUCUCGGUUGCCGUGGUCCAAUGGAUUCUUCAGACCCUGAUUUCGACAGCUACAGCCGCAAGUUGCAGUUGGGCGAAGAGCUUCUGAAGCUAGACACUGGCGAUUGGAGUUUGAGUGGUCACUUGGUUCAUCACUGCGGUGGCAUUGGUUGCUGCAGAGGAGGUUUGGACGAGACGCGGCGCAAGUUGUGGGCUUUCGUGUUUGGAUUGAAGCCCACAACACCUGCCAUUGCUCGCUGGACCAGCUGCGGCAAGGCCGCUCGGUACUACCUGUGUGCAUUGGGAUACCACCAAAUUCUGCGCGAAGGGUUUCGCCGACUACAUGGAAAACAAUCGUCGCUUGGUGUCUCUGGCGAUGAAGAUGUGACCGGUGCAGAAAUGAUUGAAGCCCAGUCGGGAGAUUCCACUGAUCUAUAUCGGAAAGUUCUCAGAGUCAAAGCGAAGAAGACAAAGGUUUGGUUGGAGAACGAAGACUCUGUGUACCGUCUUUUCAUGUCGGUCAUCAGUGUCCCCAAUGGAGCGAAUCAUGUACCAGUUCAUGAAGUGGCAGGAAAAUGA
This is a messenger RNA of Cladocopium goreaui, 684 nucleotides long. The record is from the annotation of a GenBank genome assembly. NCBI's taxonomy places the organism in Eukaryota, Dinophyceae, Suessiales, Symbiodiniaceae.